AUGGAAUCAACAAAAACCAACAUGAUUACUUCUACGGUAGAAAAACUAAAAGACGCUGAACAAGAUGUAGAUAGUACGACGCUAGAACCACAAACAGCGGCCUCUUCACCUUUCGAUUACAAAGAGGUAGUUGAAUUUGAUCCAUUAUCAGAUAAAAAAUCAGUUGAGUUAAAUAAUGAAAAGAAAGUGACAGAGGUAGAGCUAAAAGAAAUUAACGAGAAGCACGAAAAUAGAAUAAAACAAGAAAACAAAUCAAAUGGUUCCAUAUUUCAAAGAGAAAAUACAAACUUUGACUUCACUCGUUCUAUUGAAACUGAACUAAUAUCGUCGCAAGGAGGUAACAAUUCCACAAAUGAUAGUAUGAAUGAAAAACAGGUUUCCACUGCAAGCACAGUGGAGAAUGUUGUGAGAAAACAUAACUUGGCAAGAAAACCAUCCCCUCAACAGGAUGUACAGUUCGAUUUCGGAAAAUUUCUUCAACAGAUGACAAAUCCAAGCGCACAAACUAUUGCACGUUAUGUUAAAAAUUUUGAAAGGGAAUUUGAACGAAAACCUUGGACGGUCAAUGAUCAAAUAAGAAUCAUACAUGAUUUCUUAGAUUUCAUAUCCGUGAAAAUGCGUGAUUGCGAGUUAUGGCGUAAUGCAACUGAAGCAGAAUUUGAAAAUGCAAAAGAAGGGAUGGAAAAAUUGGUGAUGAAUAGAUUGUAUAAAUUAACUUUUUCACCGGCAAUUCGAGGUUCAGUAACAACUGACGAUAAAGAACGAGACGAAAUCUUGCAUAAAAAAAUUCAAAUAUUUAGAUGGGUAAAGGAAGAACAUUUGGAUAUACCAAGUGCUCCACAUAAUGAACAGUUUCUUGAAUUCGCAAAAAAUGGUUUAAUAAGACAUGUGGAUGGAGAGGAGGGUGCAGAUAAAUUUUUACCCAUCCUUAUUUUUGUUGUAUUAAGAGCCAACCCUGAACAUUUAGUAUCUAACGUUCA
This is a messenger RNA of Funneliformis mosseae, 980 nucleotides long. The record is from the annotation of a GenBank genome assembly. NCBI's taxonomy places the organism in Eukaryota, Fungi, Glomeromycota, Glomeromycetes, Glomerales, Glomeraceae.